AUAACAUAAGGUACUAAUACGAAAACAUAUUUUUUCAAAAUAACUUAUUUGCAUUAAAUGACUCAUAGCCACUCAACAGGAAACUAUGUACCAACCACUAGAUUCAAUACGUAAUUUUUUUCGAUAGGUACCUAGUAAAAAUACGUCAAUCAAACAAAUGGUGUGAACGUAGUCUUUACCUUUCCUACUUUUUCUGAGUAUUUACGGUCAAUUGCAACCUAAGUUUUAUUACCUGAACGAAAUGCCCGAACAUACGAAACAGUAAUAAUUAAAGUCAUCAAAAUCGAUCGCGUCAUCUGGCAGUAUCGCGCACAAAUCUACUAAUCAUGUUUUCGCGUAAAAUUCAUUAGACGUCCUCGGUGGGGGCAGACGUAAUUUCCUCGUGUGAACAAAUAUUAUUGUUGCCAAUCAUGAAUUUCGACGACAGCGCAGGCAGUGGGUAUGUCACCACUGAGACCAUAUACGGGACCCAUGAGGAUUCCCACGUAGUAAUGUCUGAAAAGGUGCAAUCGUUGGCCGGGAGCAUUUACCAGGAAUUCGAACGCAUGAUAGCCCGCUAUGACGAGGAUGUGGUGAAGACGUUGAUGCCGCUGCUGGUGAACGUGCUGGAGUGCUUGGACUCGGCGUACCAGACCAACCAGGAGCACGAAGUGGAGCUGGAGCUGCUGCGCGAGGACAACGAACAGCUGGUGACGCAGUACGAGCGCGAGAAGGCGGCGAGGAAGUACGCUGAGCAGAAGUUAUUGGAAGCGGAAGACCACUAUGAAGGUGACAGGAAAGACUUAACCGGACGUCUUGAAGCGCUCGACAGCAUUGUACGUAUGUUGGAACUGAAGCAUAAGAACUCAUUGGACCACGCCAGCAGGCUGGAAGAGAGGGAGAAUGAACUCAAAAAGGAAUAUGCCAAGCUGCACGAGAGGUACACGGAACUCUUCAAGACCCACAUGGAUUAUAUGGAGCGUACGAAAUUGCUGCUCAGCACGGCGAGCGAUAGGGGCGAAGUACGCGGCAGGCUCGGGCUCAACCCUGUCGGCAGGUCGAGUGGGCCCAUAUCGUUCGGUUUCGCUUCACUGGAGAGCUCUAUGAACGCCGUGGAACAGACGGAGAGCAUGCCAGGAAGUCCGGUCAGCCUGUCUUCGUCACCACCGUCGCCUCCCAUCGGCUCGGAGCUCGCCGCAGUGAGGACGGUAGAACGGGCGCAUCAAACUGACCCCAUCACGCAACAAAGUCAGGCUACCUCUCCGGUCGCACCACCUAACUCGAACACGGGCAAGUCACAAACGAAGAGCGAGAAACGAAGCGGCAACACUCUCUAUCAAGAAUUAGCUUUCCACGACACGGACGCGAGCAUCGCCGAAGGUGACGAAGGCGCUGAUAUAACAGGCAGCUGGGUCCAUCCUGGCGAAUACGCGUCUUCAGUUAACGAUAACUACUUCGGUAUGGGUAAAGAAGUGGAAAAUCUUAUAUUAGAAAACAACGAACUGCUGGCCACUAAGAACGCGUUGAAUGUGGUCAAAGACGAUCUGAUAGUGAAGGUGGACGAGCUGACGGGAGAGCAGGAGAUCCUUAGGGAGGAAGUCACGAACCUGAGCGCUGCGAGGGAGAAACUACGGGAACGGGUCACGCAGCUGGAGGAGGAACUUAGGCAUUUGAAGGAGACGAUGAGCAACAACGCCGGAGGGGGCGAUAAUAACGAAGACGAGGCGGACGUGCCCAUGGCGCAGCGCAGGCGGUUCACCAGGGUCGAGAUGGCGAGGGUGCUCAUGGAGAGGAAUCAGUACAAGGAACGUUUCAUGGAAUUGCAAGAUGCUGUCCGUUGGACCGAGAUGGUGCGCGCGAGCCGCGUCGACUCCACCAUGGACAAGAAAAACAAGCAGAGCAUAUGGAAGUUUUUCAGCAAUCUCUUUAGUACGGGAGAACGUCCGCAGCGCCCUUUAUCGACGCCGCAUCUGAGGGCGGUGGCGGCGCCCCAGCCACCUCUGAGGCAGUCGCGGACGCAGGCCGACUUCCUCGAGACGCAACUCACCGACCACCACCACCGGCGGCACGAGAGGACCGAACAGUUUCGACAGGUGCGGGCGCAUGUACGCAAGGAGGACGGACGCACGCAUGCGUACGGCUGGAGCCUGCCGGGCAAGACCGCGCACAAGGGGCCCAGUCCCUGCACCUCGCUCUCCUCGGGCAGUGUACCAGUGCCAGUGCCGGUUUUUUGCCGACCGAUAGCGGAGAACGAGCCCCGGAUGACGUUACUCUGCGCGACGGGGGUGAAUCUUAAUGGCGGCCGCACCCCGGAUGGGGGAUGCAUGAUCGGUGAGAGCGUGUUCUAUGCCAAGGAGGACGAUAAGACAGACAACAACAUGUCAUUGGAGAGUGGACAGAAGCCAAUAUCCAACGACACAGCAUACGAGAUGAGCAAGGCGCAGUCGGUGCACUCCCCCGAGGUAGAACAGAUUAACCGUCAACUCCAUUCCACUCACAACGUGGAGUAUACGGAAAAGAAUCUCUCUUCGCUUGUGUGGAUUUGUUCCAGCACUCAGACCAAAGGCGUUGUCAUGAUCAUCGACGCCAACAAUCCUUCGGAAAUCAUAGAGUCGUUCUCAGUGAGUGAUAAGCACAUACUGUGCGUCACGUCGGUGCCGGGCGCCGUCGAGGACGACUACAGCGAAUACGAGGAAAGAAUGACCGGAGAGAGCGAGAAUAAGCGACAUUCGUCGCUGUUCUGCAUGAGUAAGAGCGAGUCGAUGGAGAGCCAGUCGAACGGACUGUCCAGCGCUUCCGUCAGUAAUGGAGAGAGCGGAGACAAGGAGGUCGCCGUCGGCACCACGCGGCUGGUGAAAGCGACUCUUCUGAGCCCACCGAGCAGCCCAGUGAAGGAUUCCGAGUCGCAGGCGAGUGACGCCGACGUGCCCAAAGAGUCAAUCGUGAACGAUGUCGAGGAAGCUGACAACCUCGCCCCGGACAGCCCUCCACUUAGCUCUACGCCAGUCAACAAACUACAUCUCAACUCGCCAGAGCCGGGCGUGGAUGCGUUUGCGCAGGAACAAUCAAACGCUGAGAACCGUAGCGACGUAGCGCAAGAGCGCAAGAUGUCCACCGUCAUGGCGACUAUGUGGCUCGGAACCAAAAGUGGGAAUCUGUACGUCCACUCGGCCAUGGGCAACUACAGCAAGUGUUUGGCUAGAGUGAAACUCAACGAUGCUAUCCUGGCGAUUGUGUCGUGCGCUUCUCGAUGCAUCGUGGCACUCGCGGAUGGCACCGUCGCCAUAUUCGCUCGUUUAGCCGACGGUCAAUGGGACUUCACGCAGUAUUGGUUGCUGACUUUAGGCGACCCGAAAUGUUCAGUGCGUUGUCUGAGCGCGGUGGGUUGCACCGUCUGGUGCGGAUACCGUAACAAGGUACACGUCAUCGAUCCUCGCUCGCGACAGUUACUGCACACGUUGGAAGCUCAUCCUAGACAAGAGAGCCAGGUCAGGCAGAUGGCGUGCGACGGAGACGGUGUCUGGGUAUCGAUAAAAAUGGACUCCGCACUACGACUGUACCAUGCGCACACCUAUAAACACCUUCGCGAUGUGGACAUCGAGCCGUACGUCAGUAAGAUGUUGGGGACGGGCAAGCUCGGCUUCUCCCUCGUGAGGAUCACGGCGCUACUUAUCAGCUCCGGCAGGCUGUGGAUCGGCACCAGCAACGGAGUGGUAAUAUCCGUGCCACUGUCUGAAGGUUCCAGCAGGGAUUCCAUGGGAAGCUCGAUCCCGCCCACAGCGCCGCGCGGUGCCGUGCCAGGACACGCGACUCUAACCCGCGCUCGCUCGGCCAGCCCAACCGGCUCCAUACCGUGGUGCUCGAUGGCGCACGCGCAGCUUAGUUUCCAUGGUCAUAGAGACGCGGUGACGUUCUUCGUGGCAGUGCCUGGGGCGAUUAUAUCUCCUGCCCAGUCCCCGGUCAUGGUGCCUCACUCGCCCCCGCCGAUGUUGGUCAUAUCUGGCGGGGAGGGAUACAUCGACUUUAGAAUAGCCGACUCUGAGAUGGAGGACAGCGUGGUGGUGGCCGAGGACGGGUCGUCGAGUGGGCACAGUUCGCUGGCGGAGCGCGCCACCAAGAGCCACCUGAUAGUGUGGCAAGUGGCGACCGCCUAACGUAAGGCCCGCCGCGCACGCAUCGACUCCGACUCAGACUACGUGUACGUGUGUACGUCGACUAAACCAGCGACUCUUGUCAACGUAUGAGUCGUAACGCUACUCGUGUUAAGGCGCGUCGUAUUACACGAAUAUACUCGUCAACGCAAUAAACAAUCGCGUCUUCUAUGUUUGGUAAUGUCAAUUCUAAUUAUGAUUGACAGUGCUGCCAAACAUUGAUCAUAAAAUAUUUUGCAUAUUGUGUAUGAAAUUCAGAGUAGCGAAAAUUAAUCAAGGCAAUGGUGUUUAAAAAGUUAUUGUACAUUCUCUUUAGCCGCACAAAACGCAGUUAACUAUGAAAUAAAUAUUAGUUUAACCAAAUGCAAUAUACUGAAAUACAGAACCAUAGAUUAAAAUAUUCAUAGAUUAUAAAGAAAAUUUGCAAAAUAUUUUACUGACGAGAUUUUAUGACGCGUCCUAACUAGCACGAUAUCGUAAUUGUGAAUAGGCCGUCUGUAUUGGGGAUGUAUCAUGAUAAAUAACAAACCAAUAAUAAUUAUAUAAAAUUAAAUAAUAUAUUAUCUAAUUUAUUGCAUCGAGUACAGAGCAUUAAUCUUACUAUGGAUUGUAUUCAAGAUGUCUUGUCACUUCAUAGGUGUAUCUAUUUACUUAUCGUAUUAACCAUAGAAGAAUAUAACACGAUCAGCGGAUUAACGGAAGCCGGCCAAUUAUAAUUAAACCACAUAAUACAAGGCAUCCUACAUUGAAAUUGAUAGGUAUUGCGGUUCUAUAUCGAGCUACUUCAGCUGGUCCAUAGAUCGUGAUACACCCUGUAUAAUAUAAUAAUGAGAUUAAAAAAAAUAUACCUGAAACACCCCCAAGACGGACGUAUUAAAGGAUUUCCGCGAAGAAUUAGAUCAGUAUUCUUAAAUCUUAAAACUUAGAGUUUGGUUGCAUUUCGCAAUUUAGGAAUUGAUUUGUAUUAAGAUAGGAGUUGGGCCUUCGUAAUCCAUUUUUUACCUAUUCACAUGGUUGCAAUUUUAGGACAUUUAUGGACUCAACAUUUCCAUGCACAUACAAUUUCAUAAUAAGUGUAUGUCCUAAAUCCCAUAUUUGGAUAAGUCACAGUCACGACCAAUCGAACUACACACGUCAUGAGAGAGUACCUGAGCCCGGUGCAAGCGUGCACGGCGUUGCACCACAGUGCACCACACUGCACCACACUGCACGACUAUGGACUAAGUUAUCCAACGUCAAAUAACAAUAUAUCAUUAAUGUACCCCGUGUGCUUAAUAUUUAGCUGUUUACUUAUUUCUUGGCGCUAAUUCGAGUACUGCUCACGAUACCAACUUAGAGUUUAUCGGACGUGGUCGGUACAUAUUAUUUUCGUUCCUGCCGAUCCUGGCUAGGGUUAAAUCUCAUUUAGAAUUAAUGUACAAGAUGUAACCACCAAAUAAUUCAUUAUAAUAAAGUUUAGUCGUUAAUUUAAAAAGAUAUAUAAAAGAUUUUAUAAUGAUACACAACAUAUAGUUAGUGGAAAGUUUCCUAUAUGGGAAUAUGUAUUAGUGUUGGUUGCUGAUCGUUAUAACGUAUGGGCUGUGGUUGUCAUCUGCAUCACAAUUUAAUAACUUUAAUUUAUUUAUAGGCGUUUGUUGUGUGUUUCUUUGACGAGGUAUUUUAUUGAUUUUAAUAAACGAAUUGUGAACUCGCGUGCAAUAAAACCGAUACAAAAUCAUUUUAUUUUCUUACUUAGUUGAUAUACACAAUUUAACCGACAUUAAUUAAUUAACAUUAUAAUUAUAAUUCACAUAUUUUUCACCGCACUUUUAUCAUUUACGCCUCGUGAGGAAAUGCAUUGUUUUUAUCUCUUAUCAAAAUAUAACUAAUGGUGCAAAAAUAUUUUUUAAGUUCAAAUGAAGUCGUAAAAUAUAUUUCUCUUAUUAUAAUUUUUACAUUUAGUUUUAUUGUAUUUUAAUAAUUAUGGUGAAUGAUUUGUGGUACAUUUGAAGACAUUUUUAAUUUAUGCCAAUGAUGAGGUGGACUUUAUUACAUUUCAAACAUGAAGUAAAUUAAAUUAUAACAAAUUAUGGCGGGAAUUAAUUUUGUCUUCAAAAUGUAACUAUUUAUUUUAUAAAAUAUCAUUUUAGAUUCUCAUGAAAUAGUGAUGUAUUGAAUAAUAAGUUAGUUAAACAUUACAAAGGGCGCUGGUUAAAAGUGUUGCCAGAUGAUUUGCUUGCUAAUUUAUUUUAAAAUAAUCGUGUAUUGUUUUACGAUGGUGCAAUAACCCUGAAAGCGUAUACUUUAUACAUCCGUAUGGUAAAAAUGAAUGCAAUUUAUUUGCUCCACUUUAUGUCGAAUCGUUUUCAAAGGCCAGUACGGCGCUUAUAACCAGCGCUCAUUGUAUGUGCUAGUCAAAAUAAAUCGACGUAGUGUUGUAACUUUAGCUAGGCUUAUGUGUUUGCUGAUACGUAGAGUUUGAGGAUGUUCACGGCGCGCGUUGUUUUGCGGCGUUACAUAUACUGUGCUAUGUACACGCGGGUAUUAUCGGAACGCGUCGUGUUUAUGUCAGCGCGAAGCCAACGUGCCGGCAAUUUCAAUUAUGUACGAAAAUUGCUUGCACAUUCCCUUUGUUCAUAUAAUUACCCCUAUUUGCGCCGUUAAAUUCUGCAUGAAUUAUGUUCAUUAAAAUUUUAGUAUUGUAAUUUUUUUUUUAAAUAUUACUUCUCAAUAAACUCUUAUAUAUCGAUUGUUCGCUUCAAAUAAUCUGUCUGUAGCGUGAUGGCCAAAUAGAUAGGCGCGAGCCCUUUUGUCGACUUCAGCCGGAUAAACUGGUUAAUUAUAAACGAACAUUCCUGUUUAUGUUAUAAUGAAUCGAAGCCAGUGAGCAUAUAUUUGCUGACGGCAACCGCGCGACAAAAACCGGUUUCCAUUCGGUUAUCAUUCGCAUUGUUCCAUUAAAUUUUGGUCACUCAUUUCGUGUUCAUGGCGACUAUUCAAGCAAAUGCACCGCUCUCAAUGUUCCUUUAUAAAUCAAUAUAAUUGAAGUAUUGCGCAGGCAACGUUCGCCCGUCUGACAAUAACACGACCGACGCAAAAGCUUGAUAUAAAUGUUUAAUAAAAUGUAAUUAUAGCUUUCGUGGUGUAAAACUUUAUUCGUAAGUAGUUUUGGCGUUCCAAAUUGUUUUUAUUUUUUUAUUGUAUUUGUCUCUAUAUUUAUUUGUUCGUACUUAUGUUUACGAAUUAGUUUUUUUUUUACAUUCAAUGAACGUGUUUGACGGAAAUAAAUCUUACAUGAAAAGUGCGAUGAAAUGGUAAUAGUCCGUAGUAGAGAAGGUCUUAUGAAAUAUAAAAUAAAUGUAACAUCGAAGGUUCUAAUCAAUUUAUGUUUCGCUUAAACAUCCAAAAGAAAAAUAGUUGCACCAUAAUAAUUUGACUAUAAUUAUAACUUCGUACGGGAAUCUGAAAUCGUCCCGUCUUCUUGAUUUUACGUUUUUUUUUAAUGCGGUAACAAAGACGUAAACUUUUUUAUGUUUUAUUUAAAUUUACUUUUUAAGAUCUUUAAAACAUUAUUUACCAUAUGAAGGUCGCCUUAAGAAAUUAAAUUGAUGGGUUUUAUUAAAUAUAAUUUUAUAUUUUAAGACCUUAGCUACCAAACAUGUUCUGUGCCGCGCGAUAAUCAGGUUGUGUUUACCUCGUAAUAACGACCACAAAUGCAGUCGGUGACAAUGUUCGCUUCACAACGAUCGUUUUAUGCCAAACAAAAUUUGCAUCACCGACUGUAUUCUUAAGGUGCAUAAUACAUUAUUCCACGUGACACAAAACAUGUUGCAGUGGAUUGUUUACACUUCGAUCAGUCACCGAAUUGUUUUGAUGUACUUGAGUAUAUUUUAAUAAACACAGAGAUUUCGGUUGCAGUUGUAGUGUGAAUCCACCAAGCAAGGACAAUGACUGUACGAUAUAAUAAUAAAAUAUUGCGUGAAGAUAAUUCAGUCAUUUAACAAAUAGACAUAUAUUGUGAUUAUUGAAUAAAUAUUUUUUCCUUGUUUAUGAUAUGCAAUCAAAUAAAGAAAUGCUGGAGAUUAUAGUCA
Messenger RNA from Manduca sexta (tobacco hornworm), 8200 nucleotides. It is a transcript of the gene syd, whose product is annotated as JNK-interacting protein 3. The record is from RefSeq and is a predicted model, not a curated record. Gene Ontology annotation, molecular function: signaling receptor complex adaptor activity; MAP kinase scaffold activity; kinesin binding. Gene Ontology annotation, cellular component: cytoplasm. Lineage: Eukaryota; Metazoa; Arthropoda; Insecta; Lepidoptera; Sphingidae. Bases 411 to 4133 code for a protein of 1240 amino acids. Gene Ontology annotation, biological process: vesicle-mediated transport. The transcript is spliced from 24 exons.